Messenger RNA from Uranotaenia lowii, 1561 nucleotides. RefSeq lists its product as uncharacterized. Gene Ontology annotation, molecular function: aspartic-type endopeptidase activity. Gene Ontology annotation, biological process: proteolysis. The record is from RefSeq and is a predicted model, not a curated record. Bases 83 to 1561 code for a protein of 492 amino acids. The transcript has 2 exons. Lineage: Eukaryota; Metazoa; Arthropoda; Insecta; Diptera; Culicidae.
UCGAUGCCUGUUAGAUCAAGAAUGGAUUAGUUUCCGGGACAACUUUAGGUCGCUGAUACAUGACAACGCACUGUUGAAUGAAAUGGAUAAGUUUAAUUACCUGCGUACGUCGUUGAGAGAUGAUGCACUUCUACAGAUCAACCAGAUUCAUGUAUCAGCAAUAAACUACGGCCUGGCUUGGAGCAUACUGGAAUCGAAAUACGAGAAUCACAAGCUGAUUGCUCAGGAGCACAUGAAGGCUCUCUUUGCGGCACCUGCUAUGCGGAUGGAAAGUUUUGAAGGGUUGAAUGUACUGUUAACAACUUUCAAAACAAACCUUCAGCAGUUGGAGAAGUUGGGCCAGAAGACAAGCGAUUGGAGUGCAUUGUUGGCAUUCAUGCUUUCGCAGAAGUUGGACGCAGGAACAUAUCGACUUUGGGAAACUCACCAUGCUUCUAAAAACGUGCCUUCCUACGAAGCAAUGGUUGAGUUUUUAGAAAAUCAGUGUUCGAUUUUGCAAUCGACUGCCAAUCGGAGUGGGAAUGACUAUCAACGCAAUUUUAGAGCUCCCAUCAGCCACAGCACCGUUACAGUAGAGAGAUUUUGUCUUGUCUGUGGAAAUGGAUCGCACAAGGUCGAACAUUGCUCGAGAUUCAGCAGGAUGAGAGUGAUUGAUCGGAAAGUUUUGAUUAGAAGAUUGGGACUCUGCUUCAACUGUUUAGAUUCCGAACAUUUGGUAGCAGACUGUUCGGUUAAUUCCUGCCCGAAGUGUGGACUACGUCACCAUCACCUGCUGCAUCCAUAUUCUCCAGACCAUAGAAACCCGUCGGACAAUCGGAAUUUUUCUCAAGCCCCACGUAGACCUAAACGCGCGAACAGUGAGUCAAGAAGCGAGUCCUACUUGCAACUCGAUCAGUCCCAAACUCAACCUUUGCAAAACAACUCCCCACCUAUACAACAGCCACCUCCCACAAACACGCCCAUAGUAAGUCACCACACUACCACUCUAGUUAGCACAGAAACACAACCCCACAAUGCUAUCUUGUCGACAGCCGUUGUCAUGCUUGCCGAUAGCAGCGGUAACACGGUCCUAGCUCGCGCUUUGUUGGAUAAUGGAUCUCAGAUCUGCUUGAUGACUGAGAAAUUAUCACAGAAACUUAAGUUCGAACGCUUUCGAGAAAACCUUCUCGUGAAAGGUGUAGGAGGAUCCACGAAUGUUGCGAAGGAGUCCGUCCUUGCUCGUAUUGUUUCAUGUACAUCUUCAUUUACUAGUGCUGAGAGGAAUUUUUUCGUGCUGCCUCAAAUAACGCUUGAUUUGCCCCAAAGAAACAUCGACGUUAACACCUGGAAACUUCCGUCUUCAAUCAGCCUUGCAGAUCCCGAUUUCAACAAAUCAGGCCCAGUUGAUCUUGUGAUAGGUGUGUCUGCCUUCUACGAAAUGUUAUUGCCGAACCAGAUGAGAAUAAAUGACGACGGCCCAAUCCUACAGAACACUCACCUAGGAUGGAUUGUCGCAGGACAGCUUCCUGAAACGACAGUUUUAUCAUGCAGUACCGUAAUUCCUAGAGAGAGAUUCAUCUGA